Seriola aureovittata is the source of this 2833-nucleotide messenger RNA. Its product is annotated as hyaluronidase-5-like. Gene Ontology annotation, cellular component: acrosomal vesicle. Gene Ontology annotation, biological process: hyaluronan catabolic process; carbohydrate metabolic process. NCBI's taxonomy places the organism in Eukaryota, Metazoa, Chordata, Actinopteri, Carangiformes, Carangidae. Gene Ontology annotation, molecular function: hyalurononglucosaminidase activity. The transcript is spliced from 4 exons. The coding region runs from base 413 to 1849 and encodes 478 amino acids. The record is from RefSeq and is a predicted model, not a curated record.
ACACAGGUGUAAACGGUACAAUCAUAAUUACUGAAUCUCAUUCAGCUUCACUUAAAAAAAAUAACAAGAAAAAAUGCAAAAUUUGUUGCCACGACGACGUCAGAAUGCAACAUUUAAACUCAAAAUGUGCUUUCCUGCUGCUUUUUCAUCUUUGCUAACACCUCAAACAUCUGCUCUCUCUUCACGUUGAACCAGGUAAGCUGCUCAACAGGUGUCAGGCCAUCACCCUCUCUGCACAUAUACAACCAGCUUCAAAUCCUUUACGUCUGUAAAGAUUCCAGCUCUGCACAGUUUCACGCUCUUUUUCAUUAGCUUCAAUGUAGAAACAGGACUGAGAGUCUACCACCACGCUAGCAGCUCUGCGAGGUCGACAAUGCUAACCUGCUGUGAUGUGUAGCAGAUCAGAUCCAAAAUGAACCGAGUCAAACUGCAGUUCUCCGUCUUCAUCACCAUGUUGGCCUUGCUGAGCUCCGGCCGGGCCUUACCCAGGACGGACCCUCCCAUCCGUCCCGGUCACCCCUUCCUCUUCAUGUGGAACGCCCCGACCGAGCUGUGCGACAUCCGCUUUGCCAUGCCCCUCGACCUCUCCUACUUCCACUUUGUCAGCAGCACGUUGAAAACGGCGACCAACCAGAGCAUCUCCAUAUUCUACACUGACCGCUUCGGCAUCUUCCCCUACGUGGACGAAGACACGGGGGAGAUGUAUGACGAGGGUCUGCCGCAGCUGAUAGACCUGCAGGAGCACCACGAGCUGGCAGAGGACGACAUCGAGUACUAUAUCCCCAGUGACCAGCCAGGCCUCGCUGUGCUCGACUUUGAGGAGUGGAGGCCACAGUGGGUCCGAAACUGGGGCAGCAAAGACAUCUACCGUCAGAUCUCCAUCGAAACAGUCAAGAAGAAAAAUGCGACAUUGUCCGACAACGAGGCGGAAGACCGGGCGAAGAUUGUGUUUGAACGCGCCGCCAUGAGGUACUUCCUCCGCUCCAUCCGCAUCGGGAAGAGGCUGAGGCCCAACAGACUCUGGGGCUACUACUUGUACCCCGACUGCUACAACUACGACUACAACCAAGACAUGGCAGGCUUCACCGGAGAGUGCCCUGCCAUCGAGAAGGACAGGAACGAUGAGCUGCUGUGGCUCUGGAGAGACUCCACGGCGCUCUUUCCCUCCAUCUACCUGGAGCUGACGCUCAGGGACUCCCAACAGGCCCGGAUGUUCGUUCGCCAUCGAAUCCAGGAGGCCAUUAGGGUGUCAUCACUCCCAAACAGCUCCUACUCCAUCCCUGUCUACGCUUACAUCCGACCAGUGUACAAGGACAGCAUCGACGACUACAUGUCAGAGUUUGAUCUGGUCAACACCAUUGGAGAAGCCGCUGCUCUUGGCGCCGCUGGCGUCGUUUCCUGGGGCGACAUGAACGUCACAGAUACUGAGGACUCCUGCUUCGACGCUCGACGUCACCUGGAGCAAGUCAUGAACCCGUACAUCGUGAACGUCUCAACGGCCACGCAUCUCUGCAGCCAGGCGCUCUGCCAGGGCCGAGGUCGCUGUGUGAGAAAGCGCUGGGACGACGACGUCUUCCUGCACCUCGACCCACGUCGGUACCGGAUCCAGAGGCAGCGCCGCGGCGGCCCGCUCACCGUGAGCGGCGGCCUUUCACAGGACGACAUCAACUGGUUCGACCACAGCUUUGACUGCAUGUGCUACAGCGAGGAGCCUUGCAGGUUGCCGCUGACGAUCAACGUCAUCCAAGAGGCCGUCUUCACCAGGAGGAGUCGAGGUGCUGACAGGCCCCGCCCCCUCCUGCUGGUCAUGACACUACUCUGUCUGACGUAUGUCUGGAUCAAUAUCUAACCAGCACAAACCUGAUACAUGUGAUGCAGGAUGUAGAGGACAAUUACACGGUUAUUUCAGCUUCUUCGUGUCUCGUAUUUCUGACUGUGUUUUAAUUAUUUUGAAUUCAAUAUUUUAAAUUCAGUUACAUUCAUGGCUGGAUGAACCUGUUAGAGGAGGUCUGUAGUUGUUAUCAUUAAAUAGUAACUUAACACAUCGUAUGAACGUUGAUGUCAGAUGGUUUCACCGGAGAAGGAGAGAAGCCUGGUAUUACGUUUUAUCAUCGUUAUAAUAAGAAUAACAACAAUAAUAACAAUAUUAUUAUUAUGCCACCAGGAGAUUGACAUGUUUGGGUCAGAUUGAAAUGUGUUUUAAGUGAUUGGAUUAGUUGCCAUGAAACUCUGUUCAGACGUUCGCGUCGCCCUCAGGAUGAACUGUAAUAACUUUUCAUCUGGUGCCAUCGUCAGGUCUAAAUGUUGCUGCAUCAGAAUCAAAGCGACUGAACUGAAGUUUUAAUGUCAGGAUAUAAAGUAAGGGCUUAUUUACUGGAUAACAAUUUAGCGAAAUAGUUGAACUUACAGAGUUAAGAAAUAUGGAUGUAGUUAAGGGUUGUAUCACGUCUCAGGAAGUGCAUGUGGUUAUACUAAAAUGUCGCCGCUGGAUAUUUUUCUUCCCCGGCAUCAAACAAGUGAGAGAUGGCCGAAAGCCAGAGAAUAGACAUUUGGUUCCAGUUUAUUUGAAGCAGGACUGUGACGUCUUUCUUUGUCCCUGAAGGGAAGAAAAGCCUGGACAAAAAAAACCAAAACCACCUACAAAUCUAAGACGGAUUUUACCUUCCACAAAAUUCCAAUUUGAAUUGUUGUUGUAAAGCAUAAUUAAUCUUGCUGCCUGCGAGGGCUGUUAGAUUUUAUCUUCAGCUCAUCUCUCGUUCUAGAUUCCUUUACAUCACACAUUUGGUCACUAGUGGGCGCACUGAAGGAAGACAGUGUGUGUGUGUGUGUGUGU